AUGGCAUGGGCCACUUCUGCAAUCACUCAGCUUGCUGGGGCUGUUGCAUUGGAGCGUCGUGGUAGGGGAGCACAAGGAGAGAAGGAAGGUUCCCUGGCAAUCGACAAUCCAAAGCUGUCUGUGCAAAGCAUUCCGGGAUUGCAAGCGCAAUUGGUUUGCCCUGGCGAUGUGGUCUCUGCAGAGCCAGGGGCUUUGCGGGGCCGUGGGGUGGUCGAACGAGCGGAUGGCAAGCUGGUCGCUACAACAUGCGGCGUCGUUGAGCAUGUAAACAAGCUGCUUUAUGUGAGACCCUUGAAACAUCGCUAUGCUGGCAGUGUUGGUGAUGUGGUUGUGGGCAGGAUUGUUGAAGUGCAAACAGACCGCUGGGCGGUCGAGAUUGGCACAGCCCAGCUUGCCUACCUACAUUUGGGGGCGAUCCACUUACCUGGAAAUGUUCAGCGACGUAGGACUGAUGAAGACACACUCAGAAUCCGAGAGUUUUUUGAUGAGAAUGAUCUCAUCUCCGCAGAGGUGCAGAAAGUUCAAGAGUCUGGCGAGCUGGCAUUGCAGACGCGGAACUCACGCUAUGGAAAGUUACAAAACGGAGUACUUGCUUGCGUUCCAUCAGUGUUUGUCAGACGGCAGGCCCAGCACCUAGUCAAUUUGCCACGAGUUGGCGUGAUGGUGGUACUGGGCAACAAUGGUUGGGUGUGGGUUUGCGCACCGCCCAAAGUUGCGGGCUCCGGCCGGCAAGAGACCAUCAACUUUUCUCAGAUGGACGUGCGAUAUCAGAAAGUAAACCCGGACAUGAGAGAGCGAAUCUCAAGAGUUCGCAACUCUGUGCUGUGCUUGGUUGGAUAUGGGCUGGAAAUUACACCAGACAGUAUCACUUUCCUCUACGAGCAGUCACUCAAGCUGGACUUGGCAGCAUGGGAGCUUUUGGACUCCGCUCGUUGCGAUUCAGCCGGCUUGGUGGAAAAACUUGUGGCAGAGGUCACGCAGAGCAGCGGGUUGAAGUUAGAGCCCAAAAGCCUCAGUGGUGGUGGCAAAUCUUCAGAACUUGCAACAUUAGGUGGUGAUCCAUUCAAGAAUUUGAGCAGUACUUGGUUGGCUGGCGGCGAGAAGGGUGAACUGCCUGAGGAGUCAUCUGAUGAGGAACUGCUGGAGCAGUCUAGAAACAAGCGCAAGAAAGGGAAGGCAGAAGUGAGCGAGACAGAAAUGGCCGAUUUUAUUACCGGCCUGCGCCGCAAUAUGAAGAAGCCAGAAACACAGGCCGUGGCCUGCGAAGAGUUGAGCCAGCGACUAGCUGGACGAAAACAAGAAGGAAUUGAUAGUAUCGUGAUCGAGGAAGCUGCCACGACUGCCUUGGAAGCAGCUCAGGAGCACCCUGACGACAUGCAGCUACACAUGACAGUUUGUCCUUUGUUAGCAGACCUGCUCACAUUUUCAAAGGCUUCUGGCAGCACAGACAUGUUUACAAGGAACUUCACGCAGAAAGAAUUGCAGAAGCAACGGCAGGCUCUCGCGCUGCAAAGCUAUCUUCACUUCUAUGAGAAGCUGGAUGGCGACGACCAGUUCGAGAAGGUCUUUAAACGUUUGGCCAAGGAGCUUCCCGUGGAGGCAGUUCAGAUUUCAGAGCGGGUUGUUUGGAGCCUUUGCUUCCACAGUCACUUGACCUGGUUACGUGGGCACAAGAUCCGAGCACCGCUUAGCUGUGCCCAAGUCCAGACAUUUGUGCGGACUUUGGACUAA
Molecule: messenger RNA, 1731 nt
Organism: Durusdinium trenchii
Lineage: Eukaryota; Dinophyceae; Suessiales; Symbiodiniaceae
Source: the annotation of a GenBank genome assembly